AUGACCGUCACCCAAGAAACCUCCCCUAAGCGGGAAUCUCUUCACAUUAUCGAUGACCGUACUGGAGCUUAUUACUCAAUCCCCAUUGUGAAUAAUGCCAUCAAUGCUAGCGAUUUCAAAAAGGUCACCGCGCCAGAAGACAAAGUUUAUCCUGCCAAUCAAACGGAGAAUGGCCUGCGAGUUUACGACCCAGGCUACUCUAACACCGCCGUUAGUCACAGCAAGAUCACAUAUAUUGAUGGGCUCAAGGGCACCAUCCAGUACCGCGGGUACUCCAUCAAUGAUAUUGUCGGGCGCAAGACGUUUAUCGAUACCGCGCAUCUCCUGAUCUGGGGUCACUGGCCGACAGCCGCCGAAGCGGAAACCCUUCAGCAACGCCUCGACCAGGUUCCUGUCCCUGAGAACUUUGUCUUCAAUGUGGUCAAGUCCUUUCCACGAGAUGGUUCCCUUAUGGGGAUGGUCAUCGCCGGUCUAUCCGCCCUCCAGUCCAGUGAUAUGGAUGCGAUCCCGGCUCAUGUGGGAAAGACGAUCUAUCUGAACAAUCCUGAGCUGGCUGAUCAACAAAUCAUUCGGGUCAUGGCAAACAUGUCUAUGUUGACAGCGGCGGCAUACUGCCAUCACAUUGGGCGUGACUUCACUCCACCCCGCCAGGGGCUAUCGUAUAUCGAGAACUUCCUGCUUAUGACCGGUCAUGUGGAGGCAGCUACUGGCCUGCCAAAUCCGCGAUAUGUGAAUGCCAUUGAGCGACUUUGGGUACUGAUUGCCGAUCAUGAAAUGACCUGCUCCACCGCGGCCCUUCUUCAAACCGCAUCCGCCCUCCCGGAUGUCAUCUCCUGCAUGGUCUCUGCCAUCUCAGCAUUGUACGGUCCUCUCCAUGGCGGAGCCAUUGAAGUGGCUUACAAGAACAUUGAGAGCAUCGGCUCCAUCGCCAAUGUACCUGCCAAGAUUGCCCGAGUCAAGGCAGGAAAGGAACGUCUGUACGGUUACGGCCACCGAGUCUAUCGUGUGACAGAUCCCCGGUUUGUCUUCAUUCGUGAAAUCCUCAAUGAGCUGUCUGAGGAGGUCGACAAGGACCCCUUGUUGAAAGUUGCAUUCGAGGUCGACCGUGUUGCCUCCGAAGAUGAGUACUUCACGUCCAGGAAUCUCCGGCCCAACGCGGAUUUGUUCGCCGCUUUUGUCUACAAAGCUCUCGGUUUCCCACCCGAAUUCAUCCUGCCUCUGUCGAUUCUCUCCCGCACACAAGGGUUUAUGGCCCACUGGAGGGAGGCCAUGGGCAAUCCCCCUCGAAUCUGGAGACCGGGUCAGAUCUAUACUGGUGACUUGAACAAGUCCAUGGAUGAGUGAUUCUGCGAAGUUUCUCUAGAGCCUAUUUAGUGAUUUCCUUGUG
This is a messenger RNA of Aspergillus caelatus, 1387 nucleotides long. RefSeq names its product citrate synthase-like protein. The coding region runs from base 1 to 1344 and encodes 447 amino acids. NCBI's taxonomy places the organism in Eukaryota, Fungi, Ascomycota, Eurotiomycetes, Eurotiales, Aspergillaceae. Gene Ontology annotation, molecular function: acyltransferase activity, acyl groups converted into alkyl on transfer. The transcript is spliced from 4 exons. The record is from RefSeq and is a predicted model, not a curated record. Gene Ontology annotation, biological process: tricarboxylic acid cycle.